Molecule: messenger RNA, 2375 nt
Organism: Aricia agestis (brown argus)
Lineage: Eukaryota; Metazoa; Arthropoda; Insecta; Lepidoptera; Lycaenidae
Exons: 6
Coding region: 154-2283 (709 amino acids)
Source: RefSeq, a predicted model, not a curated record
CCGACAGGUAGAUGCUAAAAAUUAAAAUAGAUGUGGAAUUUCGAGGUUUGGGAAAAAAAUACCUAUAUCCUUUUCAUUUUCUGAUAAAAACCUAAUAAAAUUUAAAAUAAUCAUGGUGUAGCAGUACGACAAGAAUACAUAAACUCACUAAAAAUGGCAUUAUUUGUAAAGCAAGAUUUUAGCCCACCACUUCUAUCUAAAAAAUGGAUUGCCAUGAAAACAAGACCAAAUAUGCUGAUAUACAGCAGACAACAUAUAAUUGCUAUAUUGGAGAGCGGGCUACUAUUUCGCGAAGACAGCAUUGAGGUGGAACAAGAGGCACCCGGUGAGGAAACAUCUUGGAAGAAGGCUGGAGGGACCAAAGCCGGUUGGCUUACGUCCGGGGAGAAGACAGUUGCGCUCAUAGCAACUACAGCUCUCAUUUUAGUUGCUCCACCGAAAAACUUACACCGAUGGACCCUGUUCCGUAUGGUCUCAUACCUUUUCAUUCCGCCCGUUGUGACCACCAUACACAGGACACGAUGUCGGGGCACUAUCGAUAUGCUGCUGGACUGUAUGAGAGACUAUAUGACGCUGGCGCGGAGAGCCACAGCAUGCUGUCGAGAGUAUGCAGCAUUACACGCAAAGUUAGCGUCGGUUGUAUCAGCCGUAGAAUCAACUCAAGCUCUGCUCAGCCGGCAACAGAGUGAACUCCUGCUGCUGAUGUCGAGAGCCACGUCAACACUUUUGGGAAACGUGCCAUGGCUCCAAGGGGAUGUUGUGUGCGAAUGGGAAAGCGACAAUCUCAUGAAAAUUCACCACGCGUUUCUUGUAGUCCAGUCUUCGCUAUUAAAGUAUAUCGCUUUGGCUCAUAUACCAAAUAGUAAAGCCAAAAAUAUAUACAAAAAUCAUAAUGAACGAAUAUAUUGGCUUCAUAAUGUACUAAUAGUUCACCUUAUUCAAGAAUUCAAAGAAAAUUAUGAAUCUCUGGAGCGUAUGUACAGAUUAUUAAAGAAUUACGGUACUAAAGAUGGCGAAAUUUCACAAAAGAAACCAGGACAUGCUAUAAAUACCACAUGGUUAUAUUCCGAUGUGCAUACAGGAGUUGCUAGGUCGUGUCUGGAAUUACGAAUAGCUCUGGACAAAUGCAAUAACCUUGACUUAUUUCUAGACUCUUGUGCCAUAAACAAACAAGAUUUAGAUUUAAAUGUGUUAGAUAAAGAUAUAGACGACAUUAUAGACGACGUUACUAAAUGCUUAUCUACCAUUCAGAGUUCGCAAAUAAGACUCAAGAAAAUGAAAAAUAAAUAUACUAUUAAUGAGGAAACCAAUAAAGUGGAAGAGGAGAAUAUAGAGACUAACAUUUUAAAAAUAGAGGACAAAGAACCAGAAAUAAAAGACGAAGUAUUUUACUUUAUCAAAACUGAUGAUGACUUAGUAACGCUUCCAGCCGGCGAUAUUACCACAGGGCCCGGAAAAAAGGAAAAAGAAGCUACCAAAAUUGUUUUAAAAGAAUUACAAAGAAAGUUAGUGAAACGAGAAGAUAUGAUGAGAGAAAGAGAAAGGCAGGCACUAUACAAAACGAUGCCUCAUUUGCAAAACUUUCCCGAGUUUCCUAGACAAAUGAAAUACGAGGAUUUCGUUGAGAGAAAAGGAUAUUUAUCUAAAAUACGUAAGGAGGAACACCCGAAAAACCUGAAACCCAAAAUUAGACACAAACAGAAAAGAAAUAUGAAGUUUAAAUUAAAAGUUUCGCUUUAUGAGCAAGAAAGUGAUAUAAUAGAUGUGUAUGAAGCGAAUUCCAGAUUAAAUUUUAAAAGUAAACUUUUAACUUUUAGGAAAGGAAAGAAAGAAAUGGAGAUUAUAAAAUGGCGCAAGAGUACGAAACAAAAUAAAAAUAACAUUGUUAAGAGUGACCUGUCCGAGCUUAGCGAUAUUCCAGUAGAAGUCAACCACGCGGAAAAUAAAAACGUUCACGAAUCCAGAAAUUAUAGAUUUACAAAAAAAGAUUUAGAGUUAUCGACAUCAUCGGAUAGUGAUUACGAGUACAAUAGGAUACAAAUUCUGAAAGAUGUAAGACGGCAUAGAGCCGCUAGAAAGAAGAACUACCCCGCCAAAAGAGCGUCAAUAGAUAAGGAAGAUGAGAGUCUCAAACCUAUAGAGUAUAGUUUUGGGACGGGUAUGGCAAUGGCGUCAGUAUUACAAGUGAAUAGUCUUGCGAAAAUACCGAACCUGUGUCAGGAGGAGGUCUUUAUUGGGGAUGGCGAGGUUUCUAACGAUAGUGGUAACGAUGAAGACGCUUAGGUGACUAAUCCAAUUAGUUAUUGUUAAUAAUCAUGUAUAAUAUCAGUUUAAAAUAUAACACAAUGAUUAUUAAACGUGGAUUGUUUCAUACA